Molecule: messenger RNA, 2895 nt
Organism: Closterium sp. NIES-67
Lineage: Eukaryota; Viridiplantae; Streptophyta; Zygnematophyceae; Desmidiales; Closteriaceae
Source: the annotation of a GenBank genome assembly
GGGGUGCAUGGCACAGUAUAAGGUACCUGACCAGCAAAGGAGGAAGCUAGAUCCUAAGGCACAGUGGGGGAUCUUCCUUGGGGUUUCUGAGAGGAGCAAGGCUUGGGUGCUGUGGAGUGUAGCUGACCAGCGUGUGAUGGAGAGCCGUGAUGUGGUUUUCCAUGAGGGGCUGAAUUUUAAGGGGUGGAAGGAGCAUGGUACAAGCCAAAGUGGGACUUCCAUUCAAGACCCUCAUACGGCUUCUAUCUUUGAGGGGGCAUGGGAGGACCCUGGAGAUGAAGGGGAGGAGCAGCAGGAGGAGCCAGAACCAGCUGAUCCUAACCAUGAGGAGUCCCGAGAGACAGAUUCUACCCCUCAGCCAGCCACGCAGGCCGAUGCGCGUGAUGAUCAGCCGGAGCAGCAUGUGCCUUCAACUCCAUCGAGAAGCAGUUGGCAGCAGUUGUUGAACCAGCAGCUGUCCAAGACUCCAAGGACUCCAAUGAAGAGGGUGACUUGGGAGGAGAAGCUGCGGAGGCUGGAAGAAGGAGAGGCAACACCUCUGCGACGCAGUGCUCGAAUUUCCCAGCCACCUGAAAGGUUUUCACCGGGGCACAUUGCACGCAUGCAUGAUCAUCUUGUGUCUGAUUUGGAUGAUUGCAUGCUUGUGGACAUGCAUGGGCAUGAGUAUGCUCUUGAUGUGUGUCUAAUGGGUCAGGUGCAUGAGCCUAGGUCAGUCCAUGAGGCGCUGAACCGUCCCGAAUGGGUUGAGUCUAUGCAUGAGGAGCUUGAGUCUCACAAGGUAAAUGGAUCAUUUGAGCUGGUUGAUCCAGCCGUGGUACCACCUGGUUUGGAGGUCCUCAGGUGUCAAUGGGUUUGGAAAUACAAGCAUAACCCUGAUGGUACCAUUGAGAGGCCUAAGUCCAGAUUGGUGGUGAUGGGAAACACGCAGAAAUUGGGAGUACACUAUGAAGAAGUGUACUCUCCAGUUGGGAAGCAUGCGACCUUGAGAGGUAUGCUUGGAAUUUCAGCUGCUUUGGGGCUUGAUAUCCAUCAUAUGGAUGUCAAGACAGCCUUCCUCCAUGGGGAUUUGGAGGAAGAGCUUUACAUGCGGCAGCCCCCUGGUUUUGAUGAUGGGUCUCACCGAGUGUGUCGCCUCAAAAAGUCCAUUUAUGGGCUAAAGCAAGCCCCACGACAGUGGAACCUAAAAUUUGAUGAGGCUCUCAUGGAUUUUGGGUUUGAGAGAUCUGAGUGUGACCCUGCCUUGUACCACUUUGUGAGAGAUGAGGAGCGGAUCUCCUUAUUCCUUUAUGUGGAUGACCUUUUGCUCCUAUGCUCUAGCAAGGCUUUGCUAGAUCGAGUGAAAGAGUUCUUGUCCUCGCGUUUUCGCAUGAAGGACUUGGGGGAGGUGAAGUACUACUUGGGAAUGCAAAUGGAGCGUGAUGAGAGUGGUAUCUUGAUUCAUCAAGAGAGGUACAUUCUUAACAUGCUUCAGUCCUUUGGUCUCUCAGAGGCCAACCCCGUGCGUACUCCUCUCCCAACAGGCUUUGAUGUGCAUGCCUAUGAGGAUGAACCCUUGCUGCGAGAUGAGCUGGUCAAGCUCUACCAAAGCAUUGUGGGAUCCCUCAUGUAUGCUUGUACUACCACACAGCCACAGAUUGCCUUUGCAGUCUCACAGCUAUCUAAGGUCGCCUCUUGUCCUAAAAUGUUUCACUUGCAGGCCGCUAAGAGAGUGCUGAGGUACCUGAAAGGUGGUGUCAAGUCAGGGAUCUUCUUCCUAACACAGCCCCAGUCUCAGGUCCAGCUAGUUGGCUUCAGUGAUGCUGACUAUGCUGGAGAUUCCGCAAGACGCAGGAGCCAGAGUGGGUAUGUGUUCUGUCUGAAUUGGGCAGCUAUCUCUUGGCAGAGCAAGAGGCAGCCCGUGGUAGCACUCUCUACCACUGAGAGUGAGUAUAUAAGUCUGUGUCAGUGCAUUCAGGAGGGUGUCUGGCUGAGGCGUUUGUUUGGGGAGUUUGGCCAUGAUCAUGCUGGUGGUGUGCUUGUGUUUGUGGAUAAUCAGUCUGCCAUUGCCCUUGCACAGAAUGCAUGCUUGCAUGGCCGCACCAAACACAUGCAGGUCCGGUGGCAUUUCAUUCGGGAGAUGGUAGCUGCGGGUGAGGUGAUUUUGCAGUGGUGCCCCACCAACCGUCAGGCUGCUGAUAUUCUUACCAAGUCUCUUCCAUUUGAGCGUCAUGGUGUGUGCAUGACCUUGCUCGGGAUGCAGCCCCAUGAUGACAGAGUUCCCGCAGCAGAUGCCGGCAUCUUGGUGCUCCUCUCCUUGGCGGACUCCAUGCUCUGGGUGGCCCCAACCCAUGGGCAAGGGGGAGUGGUGUGAAGUCUUUUGCCCUAUGGUGUUGAGCCACACCCAGCACGAGCAAGGGGGAGUGAUAACUGUGUAGUGUUCUGUGGUGUAGUUUGCUCUAGCUGAUUGUGGGCUAUUGGGGUUUGGGCAAAAGAUGUGGGUUGGUUGGCUAGGUUUGAUCUCGUUACCUUUCCAACCCAUACAACCCCAAACCCACUACAACAUCUUUGAUGUUGCAGAUGUGGCACUUGGGAGUGUUAGGGUUUGGUCCAGGGCGAGGGUUGGUGGUGUUUGACAAUCUCAUUCUCGAACUUUUCCAGAUCGAACUGCUUCCCUUCUCGUUUUUACUAGGUGAUUCAUGGCUGCCUAGCCAAAUUACCAGAAUAUCCCCUCACACUGAUUUCGUCAUAAUCGGCGGCUCAGAUCUUGGUUAUGAACGUGCUUUACCAUUCUGGAAAGUAGAGAUUAAGACCUUUCCAACGCGUAUAAGCUCAUUUCUAGAAGUUACUUGAGCUGCACGCAAUGUUCUGUUGAGAUCGUCAAACUUAAUCUCUAAUUAGUUCUCUCCAGAUUUGCAC